Molecule: messenger RNA, 2739 nt
Organism: Plasmodium cynomolgi strain B
Lineage: Eukaryota; Apicomplexa; Aconoidasida; Haemosporida; Plasmodiidae
Exons: 1
Source: RefSeq, a predicted model, not a curated record
AUGGCUAGUAGACAGAAGGAAAAAACAAAUAACGAAAUAACGAAAACAACGAAAAAAGGGAAAAAAAUAAAUGAGAACAUUAUCCAUUCGGUGAAGGAUAUUCAUAACGAUAAGAUAAAAUCGGUAGACUCUUCUCCCAAUAAAACGAAUCAACAUUCAGAAAAAGACAUGCCAUUUGGCUUAACAAAUUGGGAAAUAUCUUCCGAGCGUACUGUUUCGAGCGAUAUACGUGAAGGUGAAGGAAAUUUUUUCAGCAAUAACAUAAAAUGCGAUAAUGCCAAGACGAAAUUUAAAAGUUACGCAUUAAAUGGGAACGCUCCAGAUGCGCAACAUAGUGAACACUCAAACAAAUUAAAGGAAAAAAAACACUUACACACAAUAAUAAGGGAAAAAAUCCGCAAGUAUAACAUUUGUCACAACGGCGAAAGUGGAAACUAUUGUCACUCGCCAGAAAAAUUCAACAUCGAAUGCUCCCAUGAAGAUAAGGGAGUUGACAAACCCGACAAAACAGAAAAUUCAAAUAAUUUUUUUUACACAGAUCAUCACCCCGUUCCGCAUUUCCUGAAGCAGGAAUAUUGUGGCCACAAUAUAACUGCGCGCGAAGGGACUCGUCGAAAUAUCAAGGAGGAUGCAACGUUAGGCCGUUCAAAGUGUUAUAAAGAUAUGCACAGGAGAAAAUUCAACAGCAUGACGCGCUUAGAGUCCGCUUCGAAAAUCGCGGAUGACUCGAUAGAAGCCUUGCCGAGGGGCGGUGACUCCCGCGAUGGGGAGAACAAGACCGGCACCCCUUCCCAUUAUGAGAAACCAAGUGGCGACAGUGACAAGAGGGAGGACCGGGAGGAUCGGGAGGACCACUCGGCAGGAAGCCCUACGCAGGGGAAUGGCGAACCGAGCUGCCCUCAACGCGAUCAGUGUGAUCAGUGUGAUCAGAGUGAUCAUAGUGAGCAUCCCACGAAGAACAGCCCAUACGCUGAAAAUAUAAUCAGGUGCAACGACGAGGAACUGAAAAGGAGUCUUUAUAAAGGAGAAGGAGUUAACCCGGUUGCGCGGAUGGAGAGGUCCUCACAGAAAUAUCAAGAAAAGGGACGCUCCAAGUAUCGCAGAAAUUGCUAUAAUGUUAAGGAGAGCAGUAUUAAAAGUAUUGUGAAUGGUAAGGGUACACGCCGUGGUAGGAGGGAGGCUCAUAGUGAAGCACAUGAAGGGGAUUCGAGGGUCGAUGAACGGGAAAGCUCGUCAGAGGGGGAAGUAGACAAAUUCAGUGGCACGGGGAGAGGCUCCUCUGGGGAGGCAUCCUCGAAUAGAGGUGGUGAUGAGCAAGACGAUUGCGGUAGAGAAAACCACAACGAGGAACAAGGCAGCAAUGAGGAGAAUGGUGUGAGGGACAAGGGAGAUGGUAAGGCACAUGAUCGGAGAGAUAUUAGGGAGAAGAACCUGGACGAAGGCGGGUGGAUAGAAAUCGAGCAGCCGCUCAAUUUUUGGGAUGCCCUGAAGAACAAUUUCAAGAACGUGUUUUUGGUGAAAUCGGAGGGGGAGUACCCCACUGGGGGGGAGGAGGAGGUGGCGGCAAAUGGGGGGGAACCCGUUUUGGAGAGCGCACGAGGCGUGGAAAAGGAAGCUGAGUCAGACAACUCAGGCGACUCAGUCAACCAACUCAAGGCGUCCGCCGCGUCUGCCGCGUCUGCCGCGACUGCCGUAUCCGCCUCACCCGCCGCGCUCACCGAGGGGGCCCCCCCUUGCUUUGCGCGCACGAGGCAGUUCCCGCUCUCCCCAGACGUGUACGUGAAGUGCCUAAACUUCCUAAGCGCGGAAAAAAUACUAGAGUGUGAGUUGCUAAACAAGCUGAGCAGCCACGUGAUAAAUAACAGAAUCAACGUGUUCACCCAUGUGAAAAAGCUAACUCUGGAUGAGAGGUGGUCCCACAUCCCAAUAUAUAAGAGACAGUUCUAUCUACAUCAAAUGAAAAAUAUCAAGCAUAUGUACACCUCGGAGAAAAUUUACUCAGGAAAUGGAAUGUACAUUCACGAAGUAGCUGCAAUCAUAUUUCAAAAUGUAUCCAAUUUGAAGACCUUAGAAUUAUUAUCUCCUGAGUAUUGUAUGAAUGACAACACUCCAAGACAUGAGCCAUUCGCUCUAUGUCCUUCAGUUUUUUCAAAACUGGAGAAGUUAACAAUAAUUGGGUGUCAAACGUUGGAAUGGCUACACAUUUUGCGUAAUUGUUCCUUUCCAUUAUUAAAAAAAUUGGAAAUAUGUUACUAUCCCCUUCAUCACGAUCAUUGGGUAUGGAAAUUCAUUUUCGAUUUUACCCUCUUAGGGUUACAAGGUUUGUUUAAAAUAUUAUACACAAUGGAGAAUCUGCAAAAAUUGAGCAUAGGGUUUGAUGUACUGUUUGAUAACAUCGAAGGGUAUCUGUAUAACCCUUUGGAGAGUCACAGGAAUGUGUUGCAAGAGUUUAAUUUUGUUACAAAUAAUCAGAGGUAUACAAAUGCGUUGUCUGCUCCUCCAGCGAAUGGGAACCCGUCGAGGAAAUUUAAAAGUUACCGGGGAAGGAUUUGCGAAGAAGAUUUUAGUGAUAUUUUUACCAUUGCUUAUUACAUUUCGGGGAAAUGUGGGAAGCUGAAGAGAAUUAUGAUAAAAUACAGGGACUCGUAUGAUAGCUACGAGGAUGAGUUGGAUAACGAUGAGACUUUGAAUGAGUUCAUUUCGGAGGCCACGAACACGGCGUCGAGUUACUACAACUAU